GCGGUUCCCCAGUAUUUUCUGAAGCAUGGAUUCGCCGCCGAGCCUGGAGACCGUUUACCAGGCCGUGUGCUCUUUAUAUAAUAAUACAAAUCCAGCCGAGCCAGGAAAAGCGUCAUUAUGGCUGGGAGAAUUACAGAAAUCGGUAUACGCAUGGAAGAUAGCUGAUGAAAUGUUGCAUCAAAAACGAAAUAUAGAGUCUUGUUAUUUUGCUGCGCAAACAAUGCGUACUAAAAUACAACUCUCUUUUCAUGAAUUACCUCAAGAGGCUCAUAUGUCAUUAAGAGAUUCCUUGCUGGAACAUAUAUCACAAAUUAAUGAACAUACUAAUUCUGCUAUUGUUACUCAGUUAUGCUUAGCAUUAGCAGAUCUAGUUCUACAAAUGACAUCAUGGCAAAAGCCAGUAGUGGACUUAAUUAAUAGAUUUGGAGGAAGCACUGCAAAUCUGUGGCCAUUGCUUGAAAUACUGACAGUGCUCCCAGAAGAAGCAAGUUCAAGAUCGCUCAGGCUGGGAGCUAAUCGUAGGCAUAAUAUGUCACUUGAAUUUAAUACAAGUGCAGAUACUGUGACAGAAUUUCUAAAAAUGUGUCUAAAGAACGGCAGUGAUAAUAUACAAAUCCGAGUGACUAUUCUACGAUGUUUUACCAGUUGGAUAACUGUUCAUGCAAUACCACUUGAAGCCAUACCUUCGAGCGACGUGAUUGCUUAUGCCUUGCAAGUACUUAGCAAUCAUAUGGCUGGCUCGCAACUGCAUGAAACAGCUACUGACUGCAUCUGCGUAAUUUUGCAGACGCUAGGGGAAGAUAUGAAUCGCCGUAGUGCACUAUAUAACAGUGCCCAAUUGCAGCAAGUGCAAAUGUGUAUUUUCACGAGUGUAAUGAAUUUAGAACAGCCAUAUCACUUAUCUGUUGCGCACGAGGAUAUGGAAAAAUCUAUAAAUUACUGUCGAAUAUUCACGGAAUUGGCCGAAACGUUCCUAGAACUUAUGGUAACAGGUAGCGAAGGUGGGGAGCAGUUUUAUGCCACACAGAUUUUGGACCUUGUUCUCACAUGUGUUGGUCAUCAUGAUUAUGAGGUUGCACAGAUAACUUUUAACCUGUGGUAUCGGCUAUCGGAAAUUCUUUAUCAAAAAAAUAGCGACGAUCUUAAUACUGUAUUUCGGCCACAUAUUGAGAGAUUGAUUGGUGCCCUUUGCAGGCAUUGUCAAAUGGAACCAGACCAUUUGGGUCUUGUGGAAGAAGGAGGAGGAGGAGAAGAAUUUGCCGACUUCCGAAACCGCGUUUCGGAUCUGAUAAAAGACGUAGUGUUCGUAGUUGGAAGCAGCCACUGUUUCCGACAAAUGUUCUCAUCGUUGACUGGAGGACCUGGACCACAGGGUCAACCUGUACAUACACCUACCUGGGAUUCUACUGAGGCUGCGCUUUUCGUAAUGCAAGCAGUGGCGAAAAACAUUCUGCCAGAAGAAAAUGAUGUUGUUCCGAAAGUGGUAGAAGCUAUUCUUAACCUACCAGAAAAUACUCAUAUAGCUGUACGCUAUACUAGUAUUCUUCUGUUAGGUGAACUAUGCGAAUGGAUAGAUAGGCAUCCGCAAUCAUUAGAACCAGUGUUAAAUUUCCUCUUAGCAUGUUUAAAUCAAAAGGGUUUAGGCACUGCCGCCUCAGGUGCAUUGUUAAGCAUAUGUACAGCUUGUCCGUUACAUAUGGCCUCGCAUUUUUCUGGACUUUUACAAAUAGCACGUUCUCUUGACAAUUUUCCUAUCAGUAAUGAUGCAGCAAUUGGCCUACUGAAAGGAGUGUCGAUAAUUUUGGCAAGAUUACCACACGAGGAAAUUACUUCGGCAAUGCGAGAAUUGUGUUGUUUUCAAGCGAGUUCCCUAUGGGCGCUUCUCGCAGAUAAUAUUCCAAUCGAGAGAGGAACCAAGACUGAUCCUGUGAUAUGGCUGGAUAGAUUAGCUGCUAUAUUUAAGCACACUAAUCCUCAAAUCGAUGAACCUAAUAAACCUCAUCCUUGUCAGACUGUGGUCAUUGAAAUGUGGCCAGUAUUGUCGAAUGUGUGCGAAAGAUAUCAACGGGAUGUGAGAGUCAUGGAGAGAUGUUGCCGCUGCAUACGUUUUGCAGUACGCUGCGUAGGCAAACAUUCUGCUCAUUUGCUUGAACCGAUUGUGAAACAGAUCGUACCGUUAUAUACGGUACAUCAACAUAGUUGCUUUUUAUAUCUUGGCUCCAUAUUGGUGGACGAAUAUGCGACUGACUCGGAAUGUGUAUGGACUCUGUUAAAUAUGUUACAAGCUUUUAUUGGCCCCACCUUUGCCCUUCUUGAACAAGAAGAUGGGUUGAAAAAUCAUCCUGAUACAGUAGAUGAUCUAUUCAGGUUAUGCGCCAGGUUUCUUCAAAGAGCUCCUGUCCCUUUAUUACAUUCUCCCGUUAUCGGGAGCAUUGUAGAUUGCGCUAUAAUGGCUUGCAGUUUAGAUCACCGAGACGCCAACAGUUCAGUAAUGAAAUUCUUUUACGAUCUCUUGCAUAGCGGCCGCAGUUACAAGGAUCGAUCAGAUUAUACGAUACGACGACAAUUGGUACAAAAUAUAUUGCAAGAGAAAGGCCAAACCUUAGUUAUAAAAUUAUUACAUGCUUCAGUAUUUGAGCUAUCUUCUUACAUGCUAUCCGAUGUGGCUGAUGUCAUUAUAGAACUUACCCGAAAUGAGACAGAACUUAUGUCGAAAUGGCUAGCAGAAGCUAUCCUAACAAUGCCAUCGCAAAACGCAGGUGGAGCUCCUACAGCCACAUCCGAACAGCUUACUGAGUUCCAUAAUACAGUCACGAGGUCAGAGACACCAAAAAACGUUACACACGCCCUACGAAAUUUCGCACGUCUGUAUCGCUAAAUGCGUUUAUAUAAUAU
This is a messenger RNA of Cataglyphis hispanica, 2895 nucleotides long. RefSeq names its product transportin-3 (gene Tnpo-SR). The transcript has 18 exons. Gene Ontology annotation, biological process: protein import into nucleus. Gene Ontology annotation, cellular component: cytoplasm; nuclear membrane. The coding region runs from base 26 to 2878 and encodes 950 amino acids. The record is from RefSeq and is a predicted model, not a curated record. Lineage: Eukaryota; Metazoa; Arthropoda; Insecta; Hymenoptera; Formicidae. Gene Ontology annotation, molecular function: small GTPase binding.